Onychostoma macrolepis is the source of this 5793-nucleotide messenger RNA. RefSeq names its product sodium channel, voltage-gated, type III, beta (gene scn3b). The coding region runs from base 97 to 756 and encodes 219 amino acids. Gene Ontology annotation, biological process: regulation of heart rate by cardiac conduction; sodium ion transport; ventricular cardiac muscle cell action potential. The record is from RefSeq and is a predicted model, not a curated record. NCBI's taxonomy places the organism in Eukaryota, Metazoa, Chordata, Actinopteri, Cypriniformes, Cyprinidae. The transcript is spliced from 5 exons. Gene Ontology annotation, molecular function: sodium channel regulator activity. Gene Ontology annotation, cellular component: voltage-gated sodium channel complex.
GUGGAGGGUGGGUGUGUGGCCUUAACCAGCUUGCGCUACCAUGCACUACUGUUGACAGUGGAUGUAUCGCAAUGGCUCGUAGUCACACAGUCCUUCAUGACCCAGAAUCUGAUCUGGAUGGAGAAGCACCGGAUGAAGAAGUUGCAACUCAGCGGCUACAGCAGGACGUCUCCGAAUGGAAAACUCGAUCUGAGACGCCGCCCUGUUGUUAGAUCUCCCAGUAUGGCAACUCACAUGAGGCUUGUGUUGCAUUUGCUAUUGCUCUUCAUAUUUGCUGUUCAGGAGGUCAGGCUGGUGUGUGUGAACGUGGCAUCAGACAAAGAGGCCACCGUAGGCGGUGUUAUGAAGUUAACCUGCAUCUACUGCAUGAAACGAGAGGAGAUCUCUGCCGAAACCAAAGUGGACUGGUUCUACAACGGUUCUGCAUCAGAUUACAAAAGACUGCUUAUCUAUCAGUAUAAUCGUGAGCCGCAGGAGCCAGAGGACGCAAGAAUGUACUGGAAGGGCCGUCUGACAUGGAACGGCAGCAAGGAUCUGCAGGACCUCUCCAUUAGCAUCAUAAAUGUCUCCGCAACUGACUCUGGCACAUACGACUGUGUGGUGUCACGCUUCUUCGAGUUCGAUUCAUUCAAGCAUUCCAUCACCGAGAAAAUCACAAUUGAACUGAAGGUAAACAUGCAAGCCUACUUAUUGGAAGGCAGGAAGUUGUUUUCAGGGCUUUAUCUAAGCAGCCACUUACCUCUCUAUCUGUUGUAAGGGGUAAUGUAAAGAUUCUGGUUUGUAUGCUAUUCUCUUGAUGCCUGAGAUUGCUGAAUGCAGAGUUCUUCCUCUCACUUCAAUCGAAUAUACUUUACCUAAUGUAUAUUUGUCUAUAUUUAAUCAUGCAACUGCAAUGCAUCAUCUCUAUCUGUGAGUGUCUCGGUUCGCAGAUAGACAUAGACAAUGUUGUAUUUAAGUGGUGGGUUUAGAGGAUAUUUUGAAUUGCAAGCAACCUUCCAGAACCACAAACUUACAGUACAACUCUGCUUUUACAUUCAAUGCCAUUUUAGAUCUGUUCACUGCAGUGCAUGAGACAUUUGUAGAGAAACUCUUUAUAAUGUGAACACGGGUCCUUUUUGACAAUUGUACUAGAUUUUGUAGAAUUAUAUGCACUUGUUUUCUCUAGAAUGUCACAUGCGCUGCACUAUCAUUGAUGUAUACAGUGGUUCUCGCCUUUUAAAACCCAUUUUCAUAUGCAGAACAGUCUGUUGAAAAAUUAUUAAUAUAAUUAGAUCAAUGUGGGUGAGCUUCUGAAGGGUAAAGCUGAGAACCUCUGAUCAUGCAGUCACUUUGCGAUCAUCUUUAAAAGACAAUUUACCUGUCUUACAAUAUGUCAUAUAACCUUUGAGUCUUAUUGUCCUCCAAGGGAAAGCUGACAUGAAGUAUCUGAGCAUGUUUGUUUCAUUGUGUGGUUUUGUGUUUGCAUGCAAAUUAUUUACUGUAAUGUGUCUUCUAAGGGACAGGCAGAAAAAUGAAAUUGAUCAAUUUCUGCCUAAUGAACACCUAACUGAAAUUUAAAGGGAUAGUUCACCCCAAAAUGGAAAUUCAGUCAUCAUUUACUUACCCUCAUCAUGCCUUUCCGAACCUGUACGUAGGGCUGUCGUGAUAAUCGCAAUAUCGCGCUAGAGCAUAACCGCAGAGGAAUGCAACAACCGCAGCAACCGCGAUAUUUCAGGGUUCCCUCUCGAGCUUUCACGAGACAUCACGGAGAAUUUCUCCGUUAUGGGAACUCCUUCCCUUCAACCUUUCCUGAAGUCCUAUUGGCUCACACCAGUCAAAUGACUGGCCAAUUGUCGCGAAGCAUGCAACCGCAUGCAAAUACUGACGAGCUCGAGAGGAAAGUGAAAGUGUGCUCUUGUCUGCCCUGUACUCAGUGCAGCUCCAGUUAUUCGUGUCUAUUCACUAGUGCUACCAUGAUCAUGUUAUGUUUUAUGCUGCUUAACAUAGCUAUCUCUGUACUGUUGUUGUGUCUGUACUGCCCUGUUCGCAGCGCAGCCUGCAAUAUUAUCGACCAGAUAUGCAAAUUUCGUAUACCUGGGGUGUAGACGCUCAUUGGCUUACCUCCACCUAUCAGCUGCGAGCCCGCCUAACAAGCGUCACUAUUGGUGGGAAUUAUGUGUGUGUGUAUUCUCUCUUCGCUGAGUGUGUAACUUGUACAGGCUGCUCGUAGCCUCUCUCACGGCGGGAUUGAAUAUCAUUCCCAUAACGGAGAAGUUCUCCGUGAUGUCUCGUGAAAGCUCGAGAGGGAACGUCUCCGGGUACUAUUGUAACCUCGGUUCCCUGAGAGCGGGAACGAGACAUCACGGUGUUCGCCGUGCUCGCUGCUCGACCAGCUAAGCGGCGUUCAGUAUCCGAUUCUGACGUAAUUGUCGCGGGCACCGCAUUUUAUACUGCCUCUCGAGCUCGUCAGUAUUUGCAUACGGUUGCAUGCUUCGCAACAAUUGGCCAGUCAUUUGACUGGCGUGAGCCAAUAGGACUUCAGGAAAGGUUGAAGGGAAGGAGUUCCCAUAACGGAGAAAUUCUCCGUGAUGUCUCGUUCUCGCUCUCAGGGAACCGAGGUUAACCGGAGACGUUUUCUUUUUCGUAAGGUUACGCCCUUUUUGUUUUACACUUCGUGCAUGUGUACUGAAUAUUAGUAAUGAUAACAAUGUGUAUCAUGCUGAUUUGCACAGAGGCUCAGUAAAUUUGCACUUAACAAGCCUAAACAGACAGUGAAUGAGAGAGAGAUCGACUGAUCGCGUGCGAUUACCUGCGUCUGUCCUUCAGGCCGAGUCAUGUAAAACAGGUUGUCAUGUCCAAGGAAAGUGAAAUCUGUCUUAGCAUCGACGCUCUGCUGGUCAGCUGAGCCUUUAAAAGUGGCGCUCAGUUAAAAUGAUUUAAACAGCGUGUUUCAUUACAAAUCUCUGAAUGAAUCAGCGUGUAGUUGAAUGAAGACUCACUCAAAGACAGUCUCUUGACGCCACCUUGAGGCGAAACAAUGAAACUGCACUGACAGCCGUCUAGAACACGCAGGUGAGAUAUUAACAGAAAAAGUAUCUUGUCAGUCAGAUUCGAGGAACAGAACUAACUGUUAUAUAUAUGCUAACAAUAUACUAAUGAUCUUAUUGUCAGGUUUAUGUUUUAUGUGGACCGUUAUUUUGUCACUCUUCUGUUUACUUCACUUCCUGUUUCAACGCGAUUUAGUUUCGGUUUCAUAUAUUAUAUAUAUAUAUAUGUAUGUGUGUGUGUGUGUGUGUGUGUGUGUGUAAGGAAUAAUUGACGACGGGCCGUUGAAUUAUUAGAAAAAUAAUGCACACCCGACCGAAGUCAAUUAUUCCGCUUAUACUACGGUUGCCACACCUCGACAUCGAUCAGAUGAUAUAUUUCAGGGCAUUCGUCCAGUAUUUCUACUUAAAUCGCUAAUUCCAAAACGGCAUUUUAAACCUAGUAAAGGAGGCUUGAGCCGUUGAUAGCACAUUAAUAAUGCAGUUAAUACAGUUAAUAACUAAGUUAUGAGAGAGAGAGAUUACCUGUGUGCGUCUCUCAAUAGCAGCAAUGUCUCUAGUUAUAGUGAAACUUAGUUCCUUUUGUUCACGAACAGCGCCGUUGUUGUUACCUGGCUUGUGAGAAGUCAUGUAGUUUUUAAGUUGUUUACUGAUAAAAUCGUCAGAGUAGCGCUAACAACAUUAGCACCAUGUAUGCUAGUGUGUGCAAACUGUAAAUGUUAUGUAUGUGCGGUCUGUGAGGGAGAGAGAGCGGGAGAGAUAGAGUAUGUGCUUUCCGUACAUAAUAAAGCGUAAUUUUGUGGCAAAAACAUGGACAUGAUCUGUUGUUUUUAUCCAUUUGUUUACUAUAUUUAUUUGUUUGGCCAGUGUCCUUGUGGGUUUUGGUUAUUUUGCUGUUGUAAAACCUUUGAAAUAACAGAAAUCAUUUGGCGAAGUGAUAUGGUCAUGUAAUGCGGUCAAGAGCUGCCUGGAACUACGUUCGCCGUGCCUUUCCCUGAAAAUAAUUGCACACCUUAGAACGUUCGUCAGCCAAUCAGAUUCAAGCAUUCAACGGCCCCGUAGUAUAUAUAUAUAUAUAUAUAUAUAUAUAUAUAUAAUAUAUAUAUAUAAUACCGCGCUAUUGAGCCACUCAAAAUUACCGCAAGGGAAAUUCCUUAACCGCGACAGCCCUACCUGUAUGACUGACUUUCUUCUGCAGACACAAAAUAAUAUUUUUUGAAGAAUGUUGGUAACCAAAUAAUUUUGGUUCCCGUUUACUUCAAUUAUAUCCAUACAAUGGAAGUCAAUGGGAACCAGGGGCCUGUGUACCAUGAUGGUAGAUGAACAGUUACAGGAUUAGUUUCGAGUUGACAAAACCAAACCACUCCAGUUCGGUUUUACUGGUACCAUGAUGCUGAUCAUCAACUUUCUUUGUCAACUCAGGCUUUGAUCCUGAGUUUGUGGAGCACGUGCACGUGAAUGUGUGACAUCACUGGUGAACAGCCAAUCACGAGCCUUGGUUAAAGGUUUUGCUAAAGGUUAAGAGAUUGAAGAAUAUGAUGAAUUUAAAUGCAUUUACAAUGACAAAAUUACUUGUUCAUGAAAGAGGACAAAUAAAACAAAUUAUCUUGUUAAACUAAAAUUGUUUGAAUGUAAUGGAUUAAUAAUAAUAUAAAUCAUAUAAAAUAACUCAAUUUCUGGUUUUGGCCAGACAAUUUUUUAGUACUAGUUUUAGUACUGUUUUUAGACAAUUAUUUUUAGUACUAGUGACCUUUAAUUUGGAGCAAGAGAAACUGGGGAAGUGACUUUUUUUGUGUCAGUCAUGUGUCACUUUGCUCACAUCUGAUUAGUCCAAUUUCAGUUUGAGAUCUAUAACCCAGAACAUAACCUGCCCCAGAGCAGGUUAGCCGUAGAGUGCAAGUUAUUAUGGCAAUGAAUGCAGCUAAAAGCCAAGCCACUUUCAUGGUACCUAAAACCCAGGAUUGGUGCAAACUAAACUGAAACGUACCUGGCUAGCCAGCUAAUCCAGCAUCAUGGUACAGGCCCCAGAACUGUUUGUUUACCAACACUCUUAAAAAAAUUUUAUGUUCCAAAAAAGUAAGUCAUACAAAUUUGGAAAUACACGAGGCUGAGUAAAUGACAGAAUUUUUGGGCAAACUACCCCAACUUAAAUCAAAUUAAUUGUCUUUUUUUUUUUACAUUUUCUUACCAACAGUUCAUUUGGAUUCUCUGCAGAUCUUCUGUGCAUGCUAUGCUUUUGUUCAUAUAACAAAAAAAUAAAUAAAAAACAUGGAAAAUGUGGUUAAAAUUGUUAUAUGAAACCAUUCAAUCAGAAAUGUACAGUACCACUUGGAUGCAAAGCAUGACUGCUCAUCUCUGAGGUCGCACUUGGUUAUAGUUUUCUGGUGACCUGAAAUAGCUUUAAUGACUCUCCUAAUGCAUUACAGCAGAUCAGCUAUAUUUUGACUUGCCCACUCAUGCAUUUUGCACUUUUGUCCUCAUUUUCAGUACACUUGAGACUGUCUUGAGUCACUUUCUGGAUGAAUUCAUCACAGACAUCCUUAGUGGCAACCGUAUCAGUCUAACAGCCCUCCUCUGAUUGCUCAAUUAAUUGUACAAAAUUCCCUCUGGUUGUAUAUUUUCAUUUUCUCAGCGAGUGUAGACACCGCAGCGCUGUACUCAGAGAUCAUGAUGUAUGUGCUGCUGGUGUUCCUCACAUUGUGGUUGCUGGUGGAAAUGAUCUACUGCUACAGGAAGAUCUCCAAAUCUGAGGAGCUGGCUCAGGACACUG